Messenger RNA from Sebastes umbrosus (honeycomb rockfish), 660 nucleotides. RefSeq names its product fatty acid binding protein 2, intestinal (gene fabp2). The transcript is spliced from 4 exons. The coding region runs from base 90 to 488 and encodes 132 amino acids. The record is from RefSeq and is a predicted model, not a curated record. Gene Ontology annotation, molecular function: fatty acid binding. NCBI's taxonomy places the organism in Eukaryota, Metazoa, Chordata, Actinopteri, Perciformes, Sebastidae. Gene Ontology annotation, cellular component: cytosol; nucleus. Gene Ontology annotation, biological process: fatty acid transport.
AUAAGAGGGUUCGUGGUUUAAAAGGCGAGGCAGACUUUGAGUAAGACACUCCUCGCUGCAGAGUUGUCUAGCUCACCCUCACAGCAACCAUGACCUUCGACGGUAACUGGAAAAUUGAUCACAAUGACAACUACGACAAAUUCAUGGAAAAAAUGGGAGUUAACAUGGUGAAGAGGAAGCUGGCCUCUCACGACGGCCUCAAGAUAACCAUCGCACAGACUGGAGACAAGUUCCAUAUCAAGGAGAGCAGCAAUUUCCGCAACCUGGAAAUAGACUUCACCCUGGGGGUCACCUUCGAGUACAGCCUCGCAGAUGGAACAGAAGUAUCAGGCUCGUGGGCUUUGGAGGGAGACAUGUUGAAGGGGAUCUUCACCAGAAAGGACAACGGAAAGAAUCUGACAACAACCAGAAUCGUCCAGGGAGAUGAACUCAUACAGAGCUACAACUAUGAAGGUGUGGACGCGAAGAGGGUUUUCAAGAAGUGUUAGACCAAACUGACUGACUUCAUGAUUACAUACAGUAUUGUGUUGAAUUAUCAACUAGCCUACUUACAACAUAAUAACUCAAUAAAAAAUGCACUAUACCUGUUUAGUAUAUGAAACAGAUUUUAAUUGCACCGGAUUUUGAUACUUGCAGUAAUAAAGCAAUACUGUGACUGAC